CUCAACGAACUAUGCGAUGUCAGUUUUCUUAAUACCUCAGGGAGUCAUUCAAGAAAUCCAAAGUCUAAUAUCAGGAUUCUGGAGGGGAAGAAAGAACGAGGAAAGCAGAAUUCAUUGGAUUAGCUGGGAGAAAUUGUGCAGGCCGAAAUCAGAAGGUGGAAUGGGAUUCAGGGAUUUACACGGUUUUAACUGGAGCUAUUGGGAAGACAUGUAUGGAAUCUACACAAAAAUCCUACCUCCCUAGUGGUUAAACUAUUUAAAGCUAGGUACUUCCUCACUGUUCUAUCCUGGAAGCAUCAAUUGGAAAUGAUCCCAGUUAUAUCUGGAGAUUGUUAACGCCAGCACAAGGAAUGAUCAAAAGAGGUGCAAGAUGGAGAAUAGGUGAUGGUAAACAGGCUAAAGAAUGGUGGAAUAAAUGGAUCCCUACAGCCCCAGAUUAUAAGGUGCAAACUCAAGUCAAUGGAUUGAAUUGGAAUGCUAAGGUUGAGUGUUUGAUAGACUCUAACACGAGAGAAUGGCGAUCCAACUUACUAAAAAGUCAUUUCCAGGCCGCUGAUAGACAAAGAAUAUUGCAAAUCCCUAUACCAAAGCAACCUGUGGAAGAUACAUGGAUAUGGGGACCUGACAAACUAGGGAAGUAUACUGUUAAGUCAGCAUACAACCUAUGGAAGCAAAGCCAAGAGGAACUUGAAGGGGAAAGAUAUGUCCCUGUACACUGGAAAAGGCUGUGGCAGCUGAAAAUACCACCCAAACUACGCAUGUUCAUCUGGAGGUGUGGAAGCAACGUACUACCCUACAGGAGCCAACAUUGCCAAAGAAUUACAGAAGCAUAUGAUGGUUGUCCUUUCUGUGGUUUAAUAAAAACCCAAGAACACAUCACUAGGGAUUGUCACUGGGCGGGAAGAGUAUGACGACCUAGUUUCUUGAAACUAAUCUGCAAAUCAUGCGAAGAAUGGUUGUGUAAGGUUCUAGAAAAGGCAACGGAAGAGGAGCUAUGUGGAUUCAUUAAAGCCCCAUGGUAUCUAUGGAAAGAAAGAAACAAUCAUCUUUUCAACAAUCCGAAAUUGGAAGAGUGGGAGAUUAUAGCUAGAUCCGAAAACUAUCUGGCAGAAUACCAAAUGGUGCAGAGAAGGGGGGAACUGAACCUGGAGAUUAAGCCGGGCUAUCGAUGGGAGAAACCAACGACGAACUCGUUCAAAGGGAAUGUCGAUGCAGCAAUUCUCAAGAUGGUGGCACCGGCUUCGGACUGGUGAUUCGAGAUGAAAUUGGUAACUGCCGUUUAGCAGCAGUUCAUCGGACGCGCACAGAGUGGCCACCGAAGCUAGCUGAAGCAAAGGCGCUGCUUUGGGAAUCCCGAAUCUCCAUAGCUCACCAAUUUAGCCCGAUCUUGAUGGAAUUAGAUUGUAAACCUUUGAUUGGCAAACUAUACUGGGAAGAGCGAUCAGAGACGGAAAUUGAAACGAUCUGCGGUGAAAUCCGUGAUCCGAGAAGGGACGAGGAGCAUCUGAACUGGAGGUUCUGGGCGAGAAAUGGAAAUGGGGCUACCCACCUUAUGGCCCGGAUCGAUUGUCGAUGGUAAGAGUCUGAAUUGUGGUUAGACCGACCUCCGAUUUUUCUUUUGGACCAACUCAAAAGGGAUUGUAACGACAUUUUCCUCAUUUAAAUAAAGUUACAGGUCCUUUAUAAAAGAAAAUAUUAUUUUGCCCGAUUAACUGGGUUCCAUCUUUGCCACACCUCUAUAUGAAAAUUUGAUUGGAUUGAAUCCAAUUUUAACAUAAACCUAAGAAAAAAAAUUUGGUUCUCGAUUUUAACUCAUAAAUCAGAAUCACUCAGUUCUACUCCAAAUGCUACCCUUUCAAUCAAAUUAAAAAUAAAAAUCUAAUUGUUCAUCAGGGUUGGCUGGUCCUCCGGCACAGAGCCUGCAAAUUAUUGGAGAAUCCGAAUCUUCAUCGUGUAUAUGACUAAUUACUAUUACGGAUUAUUGUGUUUCGAUUAUAAAUUUAAAAUGAUAGAAAAUUAGAAAUUGGAUUUUGAUUAUGGGUCAAAAACAAUAAUUUUAAAUAUUUUAAAUCCGAAGGCUAAAGGAACUAGGGGUGGGCAACGGGAAACGGGUAUUUGGAUAUACCCGUACCCGUCCCCUUUUUUGAGAGUUAUGGGUACCCAAAUACCCGUAAUUUUUUUACGGGAUGGGACUUGGGAUGAAGAUUCGCUACUUUGGAUACCCGCGGGUUACCCGUUCAUACUCGUUUGAGUAUUUUGGGUACCCGUUAUACCCAUUAGUCUAAAAAUUCAAAACCCAUUUACUCUUAUAGCUUGGAGUUUUUUACCGCCAAAUUGAUCCUGUCACAGCACACUCUAAGCACUAUACCGAACUCCAUCUCCAGAUAAUUAAGCUUCAGUGUGAUAGUCUUGAUGAAUGUUUAGCUUGGUGGAAUUCUUGAUUUGAGGUUACUGGCCAAGCAGUUGUAAAACAGGAAGGUAGGAGUUUUUUCAAUCUAAUGAAUCAAGGAUUUGAGCUUCUGUGGAGGAGACUUGGAGGAUGAUGAUUUGUUGGAUAAAACUUCCUAUUUGGAUAGGUUUUGGUAGAAGAGCAUCCGAGUUUAAUCCAAUCAUGCUUGAUUGUAGUUUUAAUUAUGCUCGGCCAAUUGGACGGGUAUUUAUGGGUAGUAUGGGUACCCGUUAUCCGUCCAGUACGGGUAAUGGGUACCCGUUAACCCGUAAGAGUUUGGGAUAUGGGAUGGAGAUUGAUCUUCAAAUAGGACUGGGUACCCGUUUAAAACGGGACGGGUAUCCCGUCCCGUCCCGUUGCUCACCCCUAAAAGGAACUAAUGAAUCACGUUAGGGGAAUACUUGUUUUCUUGUUAGACUUUUUUCAAACCAUAAAACAUAAAAGAACUAAUGGGUACGACACAAUCGACGCAUAAGGUUGAUCUUGGAGAUGGGAUCGAGCACGAACAAGUGACCGUAGUGAUUCGGGAGCGACCGCCGGUGAAAGAGGGCGUCUCUCCCCUUCUCUGACUUGGACCGGUAUUUGGCGGCGGCACUCUUCGAUGGUGACAGAGGCCCGCAAAGAUACAGAUUUCUUCGCCUCUGAACAAGUCACCGUGAUGAUUUUGGAGAUGAGAUCGGCCACGAACAAGUAACCGGAGAAGGAGAUCGAGGAACAGCCUUUUGAUUCAUGUCGUCCGUCUUCAUCCCCUGUUGUUCAGUUUUCUCAAUCUUCCGGAAAACAAACUAAUUACAUUUUACUUACCUAAGUACAAAAAGAAAAACUAAUUACAUUUUACUUAAUAAAAAUAUAACGACAGUUUGGCAAACAAAAAAAAUGAAUCGUUUGGGUUGGACCGAGAAGGAGUCUCUGUCAGUGUGAGACGGACGGGCUGGUUAGUACUCAGUGCCUUCAUGGGCUUUGGUCUCUGGUUAAUUAAAGCCUGUUCAUGCCACAUAAGUUUCACGUGGUCCAAUCAGACGUUGCGGCAUCGGUGCCACACAUUUUACAACGGUAUUGAAGCAUUGAUCAGAUUGCGGAUAUGAAAAUAUAGUUGUAAAACGUCU
This is a messenger RNA of Linum trigynum, 3555 nucleotides long. Lineage: Eukaryota; Viridiplantae; Streptophyta; Magnoliopsida; Malpighiales; Linaceae. The record is from the annotation of a GenBank genome assembly.